Molecule: messenger RNA, 1311 nt
Organism: Tarenaya hassleriana
Lineage: Eukaryota; Viridiplantae; Streptophyta; Magnoliopsida; Brassicales; Cleomaceae
Product: probable pectate lyase 4
Exons: 5
Coding region: 101-1132 (343 amino acids)
Molecular function (GO): pectate lyase activity
Source: RefSeq, a predicted model, not a curated record
AAAGGAAUGCUACCAGACUAAACCAUCCGGUUCGACCGGUUUAGCGAUUCCGGUAUACGGUCUGAGCAAGAACCUUGCCUUCUCUUAUUGGACACUGAGAAUGGAAACGACGGCGGAUAAGGUGGAAAAGAUGGAGUCGCUUCCGUACGCCGAGGCCGAUUCCAGCCUCCGAGCUUUGGCCGGACUCGCCGAGGGUUUUGGCCGCUCCGCCAUCGGCGGCCUCCACGGUCCUCUCUACAUCGUCACUUCUCUUGCAGAUGAUGGACCGGGAUCCCUCCGCGAAGGAUGUAGGAGAAAAGAACCAUUGUGGAUUGUUUUUGAAGUUUCUGGAACCAUAAAUCUCUCAUCCUAUCUGAGUGUGUCCUCUUACAAAACCGUUGACGGUAGGGGACAGCGAAUCAAGAUCACGGGUAAAGGACUAAGACUAAAAGAAUGUGAGCAUGUCAUUAUAUGUAACUUGGAGUUUGAAGGUGGAAGAGGGCAUGAUGUUGAUGGCAUUCAGAUAAAACCAAAGUCCAGGCACAUUUGGAUUGAUCGGUGUAGCUUGCGUGAUUACGAUGAUGGGCUUAUCGAUAUUACCAGGCAAAGCACCGAUAUCACUAUUUCGAGAUGUUUUUUUGCGCAACAUGACAAGACGAUGCUGAUAGGAGCAGACCCUUCUCAUGUCGAUGAUAGAUGCAUUCGUGUGACCAUACAUCAUUGUUUCUUUGAUGGAACAAGGCAAAGGCAUCCUCGUCUCAGAUUUGGAAAGGUUCACUUGUACAACAAUUACACCAGAAACUGGGGGUUAUAUGCUGUCUGUGCUAGUGUAGAAGCGCAGGUAUUUUCUCAAUGCAAUAUAUAUGAAGCAGGACAGAAAAAGAAAACUUUUGAGUACUACCCAGAGAAGGCGGCUGACAAGGAAGAAAUGAGAGCUGGGUUAAUACAAUCUGAAGGUGACUUGUUCCUGAACGGAGCUCAACCGUGUUUGGUAAAAGGGGUCGGGGAAGAAUCUGUCUUCCAUCCAUGUGAAUACUAUCCGACAUGGACCGUUGAACCACCAUCAGAAUCUCUCAAGCAAAUUAUCCCAAUUUGUACCGGCUGGCAAUCCUUGUCCCGUCCUGCAGAUCACGGAGUCCUUAACCAGCAAUAGUUACCAUCCUUCAUGCGGUUUGAAUUUAAGAUUUGCGUGUUGUUCUUUGUCCUGUUUUCUGCUUGUUGGAGCGUCGAGUAAUUCUACUUUCUUUGUUGCCCUUUAUUUAUAGACUGAUGUAUAAACAAUGCAAUGUCAUGCUCUACCUAGUGACUAAUAAGUUGUUCUGCUUCAUCAAA